AUGAGUUCACUAACUUCAAGGUAUUUAAGGCGAACCUUACGUUCUACACUCAUUUCGCGAAAUUUUACUGCGUCUGCACCUGUGAAAGACUCGGUUCAAAAUUUAUAUAUAAAAAUACUAAAGUCUUAUACGCCUACUGGAGAGAAAACUGGUUCGGAGGUUGGCCAAGUAAAAGAAUUGAUUUUGCCCACUGCCCCUCAGCCACCAACAGUCGAUACAAGUGUUUCUUCAGAAUUGUUAUCUUCUUAUGAAGCUGAAGAUUUGCCACCACCUGAAGUCGUUCUUGCAACUGAAUCAUUAGAAAAACGAUUUAUAGAUAAUUCUACUGCACACGCUUAUUAA
Funneliformis geosporum is the source of this 342-nucleotide messenger RNA. Lineage: Eukaryota; Fungi; Glomeromycota; Glomeromycetes; Glomerales; Glomeraceae. The record is from the annotation of a GenBank genome assembly.